AUGACCGCCGUCCGCCGAUGUGUUCGCAUGCUCUGCCUGCUGGCUCUUCUAUCAGGUGUUUGGCACCUGACAUCUGCAGCCUUCAGUUCCCCAGCACAGACGAGGAUGUCGCGCAGGGCCUACGAAUCCGGGAAAGCCAACGUCGGCGCCGAGAUCUCCGACACAGAUGUGCAGCCGCCCCCACCGCCGGUCCUGGAAUGUGACGAGGGAUGCAUGACAGCUAUCUUUGACUGCAUUGAAGAAGGCUGUUCUGUCGAUGCGUUGCUGAAGCUGGAUUCAAAGUUGGCAGACGAUGAGCAACGAAUCGCCGACACAGUGAAGGAGCUUGAGGGUGUGCAGAAGACCGCAUACUCGCCAGAAAACGCAGGCACACUUGCCUGGCUCAACAACUUCCUGAGCCGCAGUGGCAGCUUGCGCGGACAGCUGCAGGCACUUCAGGGAGUCAAGGACGAGCGUGUGUUGAAAGAGCGGAUACGUGUAGAUGUGGGCUCAAAUUGCACGCAAGCCUGUAAUGCGGACAUGGUGACAUUUAACUCUCUUUUGAAAGCGUGCUGCGCUUCAUGGGCUCUGGUCCUUAGCAUCCUGCAGUUGUCGGCCUCCAUGGGUUUGCGCCGCGACCGGGUCACUCAGAGCACGAUCCUUGGAUCGUGCAGCAGUUCGGCAUGGCGUCACGCGGAGUUGUUGUUGUCAAGUGCAACUCGUCAGCGACUGCGAAACAACGUUAUCUGCGAAAGUGCACGUAUUCGAGGCACCUCUCGCUGGAGAAGUGUUUUGACAAUACAUGCGAGAAUGCAGAUGGCGUGCAUUCAGAGCGACCAGAUCAACAUAAACUCCGCGGUCACUUCGUGUGGUGCGGCGUGGCUUCAAGCGCAGAGUUUGCUUUCCAGCACUACCUUGAGAGGGGAUCGGGAGACACACAAUGCUGUUGCACGUGGCUUUGGCAAGGCCACCGUGUGGGAACGGUCUCUCUGUUCUUUGAACCAUGCCCUCUCGAAGUCGUUGCGCUUGGACGCUUACUCUGGUACCGCGCUCCUCACACGGCGAGCCGCCACUUCCUGCCGAACACAUCUGCUACAGUGGAAAGUGCCUUUGUUGGUAUUUUCUGACUUGGUGCGCUGUGGGCUAGUGUCGAACCUGAUUUCUUGGAGUGCAGCCGUCAGCUUCAGUGAGCCAGCUGGCUGGAGGAGGUGUCUGGACCACUUCCUAAAAGGCUGCCAAGCUCGCCAGCUCCGCAACGCUGUUGUAGAAAUCAGUGUUGCGGCCUCUGUGGAAACGCGCUGGCAGCAAGCCCUAAGUUUUUGCAGACAUGCGGUGCCGAAUGCGGAAACUUGGACUUGCUUGGCUCGAGCGUGCGCGCAGUCUGCGUGGAACAUGGCUUUGCUGUUGCAUGCGGCUUUAGCUUGCAGUAGUGCGGAAGUGGACCGAGUCUACUGCAACGCUUUGAUAGCUUCCGCGAGCCCAACAAGUUGGCAACUACGGCUAGCUUUGCUUGAGAUGACCGGCCGUACCGACACGCGACCUGAUCAGCAUGCGUAUGGUUCUUUGACAGCUGGGGCAGAAGCUGGCGAGUGGUGCGAAGCCAUGGAGCUUCUGCAGCUCGCUGCAGGCAGAGGUUUGCUGCUGAAUGCGGUCAUGAUCUCUUCACUUCAAGUGGCCUGUUUGCGCGGAAUGAAUUGGAAGCAGCCGAUCGCUAUGAUGAUGCAAGCCCAAGCGGUCAAAGCGGCCGAAAACCCUGCUGUAUGUGCGACCGCGAUUGGUGCAUGCGGCAAAUGUGGCAAGUGGCGACAGCAGCUGGCUUUGCUCUCUCACUGGACAUUAGCCCGUCUGCAAACUGAUGAGACCCUGUAUGCCGAUUUUAGCAAUUUCGUCUUCCAUGUUGUGGUCUAUCCCAUUUUACCAACCUGCUUCCAUUUGCCUCCUGAUGUAGGAAUUGACCGGACUAGGCCUGAGACUUUGUGCCCACAGCCUCGACGGCCUUUUCCGAACGCUGCUGCACCAUCGCCAGUUGGAACAGCUUGCCGGCAUGCCAGGAACCGAAGAGGCAGCCUGCAGCAAGGAGUUGAAAGAUCUAUGGAGCAGCACAUCGUGGAAGCUUUCGGCAGGUGCGGCAACCCCCGGACGUCUACCCUGGGAGAACAGACCCCUGAGCGCCGUCAGCACAAAUGCAGGUGCAACCCCGAGCUUGGACGACCAAUGUCGCCUGCAGUUCAGCCCGGCUCCAUCUUCUGCUGCUCCGACACCGACUUCGAGCGGUACCGGGCAAUCCCGCCUUCUCAGGUACGAAAAGUUUUUGUGGGUGGCAUCCCCCAAGAUUUUACGCAAGAUGAUUUAUGCGAACUGUUCAGCCAGUUCGGGGCGGUGACGAAGGCUUGGCUGCAGCGCCACCGCCAAAAUGAUAACGACUUUGGACAUGCAUCUGCGCAGCGUUCGCCCAGCCAUCGCGGUUUUGGAUUCGUCAUAUUCCAAGAUGCCAGCAUGGUUGAUGAGCUUCUUGGUGCAGAACCUUCUUGUUUCAUGGAAAUCAAGGACGGGCGGCGAAUUGAGGUGAAGCGUGCCAAAAGCAGCAACGACAUCAUCGGAGAGAGGCAGGCGCCGCAUCCAGAAGCGUCGAAGCAAGCUUGGAGCCUGCAGCAGACCAGGAGUGACCAACAGCAUGGGUCCCAGCCCCAACCGGUGCAACGGCCAGUUCAGAGUUCCCCAUUCGUCCCAUGUGCAAGCUUGACCUGUGGCACAGUUCCAGCUGGUGGUUGGUCGCCCAUGGUUUGGACGGGCUCUGUGGCAACAGGCACGGUACCGCCGGCCUGGGGAGGGAACAAUCAGGCUGUGCCUGUUGACACUGUGCAGAGCUCACGCAAUUCACAAGUAUGGCCGCAGAGCGCAGAGCCUGCACCGACAGCGCGGAAUGCUCCCGCUGCACCGCAAAUGAUUUGCCAACAGGUGCCACCGUUCUCGUUUCCACAUUGGGCGGGCGGUGCACAGUCGGAGGAAGAGAAGCAGAAACUAGUGCAGCUGCUGCAAGCUGCUGCGCCAGCGUAUUACGCGGAUUGA
Messenger RNA from Symbiodinium sp. CCMP2456, 3048 nucleotides. NCBI's taxonomy places the organism in Eukaryota, Dinophyceae, Suessiales, Symbiodiniaceae. The record is from the annotation of a GenBank genome assembly.